Neoarius graeffei (lesser salmon catfish) is the source of this 1749-nucleotide messenger RNA. RefSeq names its product SMU1 DNA replication regulator and spliceosomal factor b (gene smu1b). Gene Ontology annotation, biological process: mRNA splicing, via spliceosome. Gene Ontology annotation, molecular function: protein binding. Lineage: Eukaryota; Metazoa; Chordata; Actinopteri; Siluriformes; Ariidae. Gene Ontology annotation, cellular component: precatalytic spliceosome. The coding region runs from base 1 to 1677 and encodes 558 amino acids. The record is from RefSeq and is a predicted model, not a curated record. The transcript has 13 exons.
AUGAGCGCGAGCGCAGGUGGAGAAUGUGAGCUCGUGUUUCUGCGGCUUUACGCAGCCAUGGAGCUGGAGGUGGAAUCCGCCGAUGUGAUCCGGCUGAUCAUGCAGUACCUGAAGGAGAACAAUCUGCUGCGCACUCUGGCCACACUGCAGGAGGAGAGCACGGUGGUUCUACACACAGUCGACAGCAUCGAGAGCUUCAUGGAGGAUGUGAACAGCGGCCGGUGGGAUGCAGUGCUGCGAGCCAUCCAACACCUCAAACUACCUGACCAGCUGCUCAUCGACCUGUAUGAGCAGGUGGUCCUGGAGCUGAUCGAGUUGAAAGAACUUGGAGCCGCAGGUUGUUUAUUGACUCAGACGGACCCCAUGAUCAUGCUGAAACACACUCAGCCUGAACGAUACACCAAGCUGGAAGCUCUGCUCACAAACAAGCACUUUGACCCAAAUGAGGUUUACCCAGAAGGCAGCAGCAAAGAGAAGCGCAGGUUGGCUAUAGCUCAGGCACUGGUUGGAGAGGUCAGUGUGGUUCCUCCCUCUCGCCUCAUGGCUCUGCUCGGACAGGGUCGUUUAUGCGAGAGCGCUCUGUACAGGUUACAGGAGACCAAAGCGCUGAGGCAGUUUGGAUCAUUAGCCAUGUUGUCUCUGAAGUGGCAGCAGCACCAGGGUCUCCUGCCCCCUGGGAUGUCUAUAGACCUGUUCCGAGGCAAAACAAUGAUGAAAGACCUGGAGGAAGAGCGCUUCCCCACUCAGCUCAGCCACCUGAUAAAGUUUGGUCCGAAGUCUCAUGUAGAAUGUGCUCGGUUCAGUCUGGAUGGUCAGUAUCUGAUCACUGGAUCAGUAGAUGGAUUUAUUGAGGUUUGGGAUUUCACCACGGGGAAAAUAUGCAAGGAUUUAAAGUACCAAGCUCAGGAUAAUUUCAUGAUGAUGGAUGAGGCGGUGCUCUGCCUGGCGGUGAGUCACGACAGUGAGAUGGUAGUGUCUGGGGCUCAGGACGGAAGAAUACAGCUGUGGAGGAUUCGUAAUGGUCAGUGUCUACGCAAAUUUGAACGUGCCCACGGUAAAGCCGUCACCUGCCUCUGCUUCAGCAGAGACAACAGUCAGCUCCUCAGCGGGUCCUUCGACCAGAUCAUCAGACUUCAUGGACUGAAAUCAGGAAAGAUGCUGAAGGAGUUCCAAGGUCAUACUUCCUGCAUAAACGAUGUCAUCUUCUCACACAAUGGCCAGUUUGCCAUUAGUGCCUCAGCAGAUGGCACAGUGAAGAUCUGGAACCUGAACACGACAGAAUGCACCAUCACUAUCAAAACUCCUGACGUUCCAGAAGGAUCCGACAUCACGGUUAACAAUGUUGUCCUGGUGCCCAAGAACCCAGAGCACUUCGUGGUGUGUAACAGGACAAGCACAGUGGUUGUCAUGAACAUCCAGGGCCAGGUACUGAGGAGUUUUAGCUCAGGAGUGAGAGAGGGAGGAGACUUUGUGUGUUGCACGUUGUCUCCUCACGGAGAGUGGAUCUACUGCGUGGGAGAGGACUAUGUGCUUUACUCGUUCAGCACCAUCACUGGAAAGCUGGAGAGAACUCUGACGGUGCACGAGAAAGACGUGAUUGGCAUAACCCACCACCCGCAUCAGAACCUGAUCGCCACCUACAGUGAGGACGGCCUGCUGAAGCUCUGGAAACCGUGAACGUUGUGCAAACAUGCAUCAAACGAACUCUAAAGUCAUCAUUUGUGCUGAUCCUGUGGUCCGUCUGUACAU